Molecule: messenger RNA, 565 nt
Organism: Acaulospora colombiana
Lineage: Eukaryota; Fungi; Glomeromycota; Glomeromycetes; Diversisporales; Acaulosporaceae
Source: the annotation of a GenBank genome assembly
CCUUAUAAGAAGCGGUGCAAUAGUGAUAGAUUCCAUAAUUGCAUCUGAAUAUCUGAUAUACGCGGCGUCCAAUAACUACACCAUCGAAUAUGCGAAUACCACCACAACUUUACAUCCCAAAAAUUAUUUAAAGGAUCCUCAAUUUUUGGAUAUACGCGCGAUUGCGUUUGCCAUACUAACUAUAGUGACUUUGUAUCACGUGUUCUCUAGCUGGCUAGCCAAAUGGAUAAACAUGAUACUGGCCAUUGUGAAGACAAUAACAUUAUUAUUGAUAUCCAUUAUUGGGUUAGUAAAGAUAAAGGAAAAUCCGAACCGAAUAAGUUGGAACAUUCUGUUCUCGGGAACACCCGGAUGGAAUAAUUUUGGCAAUUAUUGUCAUGCCAUGUUGCAAGUCCUAUUUUCUUACGAGGGGUGGAAUAACCUUAAUUCAAUAAUUGAUCCUCAAGAAGGUCAUAAUGGAGUUUUCAAAGAGGUCAUGAGCGCAAAACUUGGUGAUGCAAUUCAUUCAGGAGUGUUUGUUUCGGUAUUGGUUGCGUUCUCUUCUAUAGGUGCUGUUGGGUCAAUG